UAGAAUAUGGCACGCCAAGUGUAGCAAUAUUCAGUAAACUAAUAUUUUGUUUAAUUCAACAAAAAUUCAAUGUUCAACGACAACAAUUCAACAUAAUUAUUCAACAUUCAACUAAUUCAUUCAACAUUCAACUAACUCAUUCAACAUUCAACUAAACCAUUCAACAUUCAACUAAACCAUUCAACAUUCAACUAAACCAUUCAACAUUCAACUAAACCAUUCAACAUUCAACUAAACCAUUCAACAUUCAACUAAACCAUUCAACAUUCAACUAAGUCAUUCAACAUUCAACUAAACCAUUCAACAUUCAACUAAACCAUUCAACAUUCAACUAAACCAUUCAACAUUCAACAACUAAGUCAUUCAACAUUCAACUAAACCAUUCAACAUUCAACUAAGUCAUUCAACAUUCAACUAAACCAUUCAACAUUCAACUAAACCAUUCAACAUUCAACUAAACAUUCAACAUUCAACUAAGUCAUUCAACAACUCAUAUGCAAGCUUACACGAAGUAAUGGCAAAGACUGACACACACAAUGUCUUCAUACAUGAUUACACGAAGUACUUCCAUACUUCCCGCGAAAGUUUUUGGACCUCGCGGUUAGUUGCAAUCAUGGAUGAUAAGUCAAAUCUUCAACAGCUUUCUAAAUGUCUAAAUGAUGCUAGUAAUUUAAUUAAUACUAUGUUGGACACUGAUACUCAGCGGCACCAGCCUGGGAUCGCAUCUGCACAACCGGUUCCACGAGCAGAAAGACCUAGAGAAGCUGCCGUAAAUGUGCCAUCUGUGAGAGCGACCAUCAACUCAGCAGUAGAUCGUGCUCGAUUAAUGAUCGGACAAUCAUCCUCGAGGGGUUUGUGCUCGCGGUUAAAUAGAAGAGAACGGCUUAGAGCGACGAGUUCUAAACCGUCCACCAGUACAACGACGAAAAAGCCUCGUCUGGAAAAGAAAGUUUUUGAGUUCGUUUUACUUAGCACUGAAGAUUGUGACGGAAAUGAUGACAAAGAUACAAUGCUGUUUUCGGAAAGUAUGGUUGCUAUACGUGGGUUCAUUGAAAUACCAACGACAGCAAGCGAAGUGGACAUACGAACGGAACUUGGUAAAGCUAUUCAACUUAAAUUUCCAAUGGUAUCUAAAAAUGACUUCGAAUUUGUGAGGGCCAAUCGACGGAGAAUUACGAAGCCAGUAAGUUGUAAUGAAUACAAUUACAACCAGGUCAAGUUACUUGCUGGCCAAGGGUGCAUCUACUUAAAGAUGAAAGAUGGUUUGGAGUGUUUGUUUGUCGAAGACGCACCUGGAGAUGGUGCAUUUGAUUUUGAGAAGGAAGGUAAUAUGCAAAGAUUUUUUAAACGUCUUAUUGCAUUUUUGGACAGGUCAGUGGGGCAUCUACAAAGGGCCAUUCCAUUUAAUGCCCCCCCCCCCCUAUUUUGACAAAUUUUUCUGAAGGGUUAUAAGCCUGUCGGCAUCCUUUGAUCUCUGUGAUUUUUCUUAGAGAUGUGGAUAUUAAAUGGAAUGGCCCAAAUGCUACACUAAAUGAGAUGACAGAUAGUUGUUGGUGAUACAAAGUUUGGUGUAGUGUCUUAAAUGUAAUAGUAAGUAUGGGGGUCUGGUGGUUUUCUUGCCCAGAGAGAGUUAAGCAAUUCGUUGUAAAUACCUUACAUUUUAAAAAUUUCCAAGUGGAUAGCAUAUACCAGACCAUAUAGAUUUGAGUUGCCUUGAAGGCUACUAGCUAGAUAUGUUAGUGACAGAGUUGUGGUAUUUACAUAAUCACAUACCACUCAAGUCUACCAGGGACUUUUUUCUCCCCAAGAGGAAGGACCGUGACAAGGUUGCAUGUCCACAGGGUGUAUAAAAAAACUGAACAGAUUUGAAAUUGCUCUCAAUUUUGCAAAACAGCUAUUAGUAUACAGUUUUUGAUGUAUAUAUACAUGUAGGUUCUUUGGGUACUUAUAAGGUAGAAUAAUAAAAACAAAUUCUUGAACUCAAAUUUUGUGAACCACUGGAGGGGUGUCUUUUCCAACAGACUAAAAAUGGUUUGUGCAUGAAAUUUAAAAGCUUUAAUCAUAUUUUGAGUUAAAGAUGCGGCAUAGUUCGAUCUGCGCAUGUGCACAAAGGAGCCCUCUUUUUAUUUACAAACAGUUUAUUUAGGUUUUUAUUUCAUUUUAUGUUCUUGCAAAGCUUGAUUGUUAUAAUUUAUUAUACUCUAGAAUCAUGAAAAUAUAAAUAGUUGUCGAAUAAAAUUCAAUAUUUUGGAUACCGAAAUGUAAACAAAGCCUUUGUUUACAUAUGCACUGUACCACAUCUUUAAUGGAUGAAAAAUUUGUUAAUUACUGCACAAAAUUGCUUUAGUUCAAGUCCUCUAACUAUUCAGGCAAACUUACAUUUUUUCCUAAAAAUCAGCUAUUUGCAUAACUCAAAAUAUGAUUCAAUCUUUUAAAUUUCAUGCACAAGCCAUUUUUAGUUUUGUUGGAAAAGACAGACCCCCCCUGGAGCACAAAAUUUGAGUUUGAGAAUUUUUUUCAUUACUCCACAUUAUAAGUACCCAAGGAAGCUAUAUAGUACAUAAAUUUAAAAAACUGGAUACUAAUAGCUGUUUUGCAAAAUUGAGAGCAAAUUCAUAUCUGUUCAGCUUUUUUUACACCCUGUAUAAAAGACAAGAUUACAGCAGUGCUGUCGUGAGGAACUCACUUCAGGGGUGGUGUUUGGUUAAAUCUACCUGAAAGUAUCAAAAUUUCAAAUUUUACCUGAAAAUUUUUUUGGCCAAAAUUGUUUUUACGACCUCCCCCCCCCACCCCCACCCUCGUUCGCUACAGCCUUGGAUUACAGUCACUAGAAUGUCCAAACCAACCUUCCUUCAUGGCUGAGUGCAGGAAUGUAGCAACCGGUGGGCGGGGUAAAACAGCCCCAACUGUGACACUCAAUUUUGACAAAUUUUAAGGUAAUAUUUGCAUAAUAAAGUCUUUACAUGUAUUGAUAACCAAUUUUGUAAAAUGCAGUCAAUUUAGUUAUAAUUUGUUUGCGAGUUUGCGUUAAGAAAACGCCAGAAAUGCAGUCCUGGAGCUUCAAAAAUGUAAAAAUUUUCUGGGAGAGGAUCCCUAGCCCCCCCCCCCCUCGGCCCCUUCUUCCCAAACUUAGUAUGAAAGUGGAAAUCAAUCAGAAAAAGCUCUAUUAUAAUUGUUACACUUCAGGUAAAUUUUUAAGUAACAUUAAAGUCAAAUUUCUGGUAAAAUCCUCCAACACCCCCCCCCCCCGUGGGCUAGGAUGGCAUUGGCUCUGGGUAAAUUGAAUUUUUCAUGUGCUGUGAUUGGUUUAAUGUUUAUCAAUCGUGCAUGCCGACAAAGAACCGGAACCCCUAAAUUUAGGGGUUCUGGUUGACAAUUUCCCCAGAGUCAAUGCCAUUCUAGCCCACGCACAGGCAUUGCUAUGGGUAUGAGAUUGGUUAAGGCCCUGCACAAAUAUAUUUGACAUAUUAUACAAAUAUAUUUGAUUAUAUAUUUGGAAAUUGAAAAAUAUGUUAUGCAGUGCAUAUACAUGUUAAUGCAAUUAGCUAUAUGUGUGCUUGGGAGCUUGGGGAACUAUUUUGGUUCUCUGGUAGGAAAAACAAAAUGACUCAUUUUGUUUUUAAUGGAAAAUACAUUUUGAAAAGAAUGAACCAUUUAUAGAUUAUAGUAUAUAAAUGGGAGUUAUCAAAAUUACUUUUUAUCUUUAAUAAAUCUUUCCACCGAUAUGACACCUGUUUAGAAUACAAUAAUACAAUACAAUAACAUUUAUUCAUUUUUUUGCCAACCCCGGAAUUUUCAAUUAAUGUGAUCAAAAUACAUAUAUACUGUAAUCAGAAUCCUAGUAUAUGAAUACAGUAAUAUUUGUGGAUAUUUCUAUCUAUAAAAGAUACCAGAAGACACAGUUCUGCCACAGUCACUAACAUUUUGCCCUUUCCUUUAUCUUUCCUUACAAUGAAUAUAUUUUAUCAACGAUGAAGAAGUUGUCUUCUUAAAAUCUUGCUGAGUCAUUUCCACUUUCUCAUUAUUUUUCCCUAAUUAAUAAUUUUGUUCCACACAUUCUUGGCGAAGGGGGAUGGGACCUAAUCAUAAAAAUUUUUUUGGGACAUUAUAUUUUCAUUAUCUUGUUGGUUGACGUACUGUACUGUACCGUUACUUGUUUAGUUUUUGCGUAAAGUUUUCCUAAGUUUCCCCAAUUUUCAGCUAUUAUUAUUUGUCUUGAAGUCUUUUAAUCAGUUUCACUCCAAUAUUUUAGUUUUCUCCUCUGACGACUGGGGGGAGUGAACAACCAUGAUUACAUACUUGUUCAUUCCAUUAAAAUACCAUUAUGUGCAACUGUUUUCGGAUCUGAAACUUGUGUUCACCACUUUUAGAGAAACUGUAUCACAGGCCUUGAAUAAAUCUAAUACUGUAAUGCCACUGCUUAAUUAACAUUAACAUUAACAUUGUUGAUUGUAUGUUAAUGUUGUUUCAAUUGUUUCUUUAAGAAAACUCCCAGCCCAAAGAAGAGUCCACACAAGCAAUAACUGAAGGCCCAUCUGCAACAGCGUCCUCUAUCAGAGUUAGCUCUAUCAACACUCAUCAAGUGUUGCAGCAACAGUCGUCAAUCCUGCCAACUAACACAGCAUCAUUGCCUUCUGGCAGCUCUCCACGAAACCCUGUCAUGAUACCACCACAAUAUGUAGAUGCAUCAUCAUCUAUACCACCUCUUAACAGAAAAACUACAAUUUUUGAUGUUGCUGCUGACUGUGUUACCUACUGCAAAGAACACAACAUCGAUGACCCAGUUGAGAUCCUUCGAUAUGCACAAAACUGUAUUGUGACAGGAAAACCACUAAAUGGGUAUACAGGUGAUGAGGAAACUCUGGACGGUGAGUCAAACUUCAUCCUCAUAAACCGUCAUGAUGUCCUUGCAACUGCUUUAGAAGAAAUAGGCAGCAUUGAAAAUCCUCAGUUAACACUUGAAGUCUCUUUUUACGGAGAAAAUGCUCAAGACGCAGGGGGGCCAAGAAGAGAAUUCUUUCGGUUAUGCCUUCAGCAAAUAAUGGAGAAGUACUUUAACAAUGGACUGAGGGAACACAUCUCUGAAGAUUACAAAACUGUGGGUCUCAUAAUGGCACUAAGCAUUUUGCAAAAUGGCAAUAUACCCAGGUUUCCAGAAGAAUUAUUACAGGAAAUAUUCAUCCGUGAUGUCCCACAAUCCAAGUGUGUGGCUAAUCUCCGCGAAGGGUUCAACAAGCUGGGCUUGCGUGAGAUCGUAAAGAAUUUGCCAAUACUUCUACAUCUCUUUCGACCCUCAAGUACUACUGCCUUAACAAGAAGAAAGUUAAUGCACAUGCUUACACCCAUGUUUUCAGAAGAUGGAUGUAAUGCACGAUCCUUUGAAAACGUAGCCUAUGCAGCAUUUUCCACAUAUACACGAAAGGCAGCUGGUGGAAAAAGAGGGAACGUGACACUUGAGCAUAUAUUACAGUUUGUCUCAGGAACAGACCAAGAACCACUUCUUGGCUUCUGUACAAAACCAAGUAUCGUCUUUCCAUCUUCCACAUCAUCAGGUGCCUGGUCGUUUAUUCCAACCUCCAAUACAUGUGCCAACGUGCUUCACUUACCAUGUCCAUCAAAUCAAAUACCACUACCUACUGAGGAAAAACUCUUCGAAGUAUAUGACAUGGCAUUUUGCAACGCAUACUUUGGGAAACAUUAACUUUGACACUAGUGAUAAAGAACAUUGGUGCACAGGAAUGCAGGACCAAACUCUGGUUGUUAGUACAGUAUUAAGAUAUAUUUAUUUACAUUAAAACAUACUAAUUUCUGAUUUGGAAUUGUGCAUAACAAAACAUUUGUUGUUUCAUUGUUUUUACAGUAAUGUUAUUUUAUUGUAGUCUAAAGCAGAACCAGUAAUUAUUGCAAGGACAUUGCUAUCAGACUAAGAAAGGAUAUCUGUGAGAACUGUUAUGUUUGAUGUGUUAUACAUCUUCUUGUAUCCUGUUAUUGAGUUGUUUCAUAAUAAAACUUGGGCUGUUUGUGAUUUUGCAUGGUUGACAUGGCAUUACAACAAAAUUGAAAGUCAGGCAUAUUGUCAAAUUAGUUAAUACUUCCAGUGAACUCGUGCAGUUCACUGGUUCCUUCAAAUAAGCUGCUUUCGCAGACAUAAGGCUAUGGCCUAUUGAAUUGGAUUUUCAUAUAUUACAUUGUUGACUUAGGGAAGGGGGGUUAGGACGUUUUGACAUUAGUUUGCGCUUGCGCAGUUAGUUUGUUUUUAUGUGAUCAGAGAGAACGUUGUUAGCCAUAUUUCAUACUUUUGUAUGUCGCUAAAUUUGAGACUAUCUGUUACCGUUUUAAAUAAUUAUUGAAGAAUUAUACAUCAAUCUAUUGAAGUUUUAUUAUUCGGUGAGCAGGGUUAGCGAGAUUCGAUUUACCUAUUACAUCAUUAACCCAUUGAGUGGC
Molecule: messenger RNA, 6444 nt
Organism: Paramuricea clavata
Lineage: Eukaryota; Metazoa; Cnidaria; Anthozoa; Malacalcyonacea; Plexauridae
Source: the annotation of a GenBank genome assembly